AUGCAGAAGGCGCAAAAUCCGACGGCGAACUCCCUUGCCGAAACUGCUCAUCGAGCAGAGGUCGCGUAUGCGGAUUCGCAACAUCUCAACGACGCAGACGGCAGACGACGCAGAGUCAAACAGGUGACUCUGCAAAGUCAAAGCUGGAAGCCCUUACACGUGCAGGCAUUGAGAACCAACACACCGACAUCGGCUCAUCCACCUGGGCCAACAACCAACCUCUCAGAGGCAAACGAGCCCUCGCCAUUCCCAAGUGCAGCCACGGGCACGCGUUCCUCGACGGGCAGCAAUGCCACCUGCGACUUCGUUCCUUCCAGACUACAGCCAAACCAGAGCCUCGGCUUCCUGUUGAAAUACUGUUUCGACGAACUAGAGAUCUAUUAUCCCUGCAUUGACCGUGCGGACUUUUACCAGCGCUUGUCCCUGUUCUUCAGCCGGUACUGCGCCUAUCACGGCCGAACGACCUGGAUUCGCAAGAGACCAGAGUAUCUGUCCCUCGCGGCUCUUACUUGCACCAUCCUGGCACUCGCCACAUACCUAGGCGGUCGGUCAGCAUCGGGUGAAUUGCAUGAUGAGGAAGACUGCGCUAUCACUGCCGCGGAAUGGCAUCUGGAGAGUCGCAAGCUCCUGGCAGAAUAUGCAUGGAGUGACGAACCCUGCCUCGACGUGCUGCGGGUCCACAUUCUCGAGGUCCUCUACUAUACUAUGCUGGAAAAGAGCCAAGCGAUGUCGAUGGCGAAGGCUGUUGCUGUGGAGCUGGCAUUCGCAUUGGAUUUGAACAAUGAGGGGUCAUGGGGCCAGCUGACAUACCGCCAGAGAGAAUACCGCCGUAUGCUCUGGUGGAUGGUUUAUAUCAUUGACCGACGAGUAUCGAUUAGGACUGGUCGACCGUACCUCAUAAACGACACUGACUUCGUUGUGGAAGACUUCAGCUCAGAAUCCCUGAGGUGCUACCUUUCACACCCUGUGUUCAAUCUCGGAUACAUCGAACUAGACGCUGCUCUCGGUGUGUAUCAGUGGCCGCGUCCGUCUGAGCCCACCGAGGACUGGUUCGCAUACUUGCAAUUCAACACUCGGUGGAGCAGGAUAGCAACACGGGUCUGGGACAAUUGCUGCAGCCUCGGGACCGCACGUGCUGUCGAUGUGGAGGAGAUCGGUGCACUCGACGCACUGCUGGUGAGCCUUGAGAGUUCAUUAGCACCAACUCUCUUGUGGAAGCAUAUGUCUCUUCUGGACCUAACUCGAGCCGGCAAGACGGACCGCUAUAUUCGCCUAAGGCUGAUUAUUUUCGAGGUAUACUUUCGUGACGACUCCACCCUACCAGCUCAAAAGUACUGA
Messenger RNA from Cladophialophora carrionii CBS 160.54, 1338 nucleotides. RefSeq lists its product as uncharacterized. Gene Ontology annotation, molecular function: zinc ion binding; DNA binding. Lineage: Eukaryota; Fungi; Ascomycota; Eurotiomycetes; Chaetothyriales; Herpotrichiellaceae. The transcript is spliced from 3 exons. Gene Ontology annotation, biological process: DNA-templated transcription. The record is from RefSeq and is a predicted model, not a curated record. Bases 1 to 1338 code for a protein of 445 amino acids.